Messenger RNA from Coffea arabica (coffee), 610 nucleotides. NCBI's taxonomy places the organism in Eukaryota, Viridiplantae, Streptophyta, Magnoliopsida, Gentianales, Rubiaceae. The record is from RefSeq and is a predicted model, not a curated record.
AAAUCCAUUUCUCUCCACUUUCCCUUCUCCAAUUCACAUCCCAAUUCCCAACUCCAUUUCCAUCCAUUGUGCUGAAAAUCCCAACAAAAAAUUGGAAGGAAAAAAAAAAAGAAAUGGCAACACGCCCUGACCAGCCGCAGACACAGCACUCAACUAGUCAGCUGGUAAAAACCACCACAGCAGUCACCGUGGGGGGUUCACUCAUGCUUCUGUCGGGGCUGACACUGGCUGGAACAAUAAUAGGCCUAGUUUUGGCAACGCCCCUUUUGGUGAUUUUCAGUCCUGUGAUAGUCCCAGCUGCUGUAACCUUCUUUCUGAUUCUUGCAGGGUUCUUUAUCUCUGGAGGUCUUGGCGUAACUGCCACCUUUAUUUUCUACUGGAUGUUCAGGUAUGCGACUGGGAAGCACCCCAUCGGGGCAGAUCAGCUGGAUCGUGCGAGAGAAAAGAUUGCUCAUGCAGCUAAGGAGAUGAGGGACAAAGCUGAACAUUUUGGGCAGCAGGCUCAGCAGCAGAUUAAAGGUUCCCCAGAUCAAGAUACUUGAUGGAAUAUUGUGCAAGCAAUUGAUGUAUGAUGAUGCAUGAAUAAACUUUGUGCUCUAAUUAGCCGGGA